Molecule: messenger RNA, 2952 nt
Organism: Nannospalax galili (Upper Galilee mountains blind mole rat)
Lineage: Eukaryota; Metazoa; Chordata; Mammalia; Rodentia; Spalacidae
Gene: Nlrp4
Product: NLR family pyrin domain containing 4
Exons: 9
Coding region: 1-2952 (983 amino acids)
Biological process (GO): regulation of inflammatory response
Cellular component (GO): cytoplasm
Source: RefSeq, a predicted model, not a curated record
AUGGCAUCGUCUUUCUUUUCCGACUUUGGUCUUAUGUGGUAUCUGGAGGAGCUGAACAAGAAGGAGUUCAUGAAAUUUAAGGAGCUUCUCAAGCAAGAGAUUUUGCACCUUGGACUCAAGCACAUUCCUCGGAUGGAGGUGAAGAAGGCUUCCCGGGAAGACCUUGCCAACUUACUGAUGAAGUAUUAUGAAGAAAAGCAAGCCUGGAAUGUGACCUUUGAAAUCUUCCAGAAGAUAAAUAGGCUGGAUCUCUGCGAAAGGGCUGCCAGAGAGAUUGCUGGACACCCAAAGAUCUAUCAAGCUCACAUAAAGACUAAGUUCAUCGGCAUUUGGUCCAGAAAAUUCACCCCUAUGGUUCACGAUUUCUUUGACCAGGAAAUCACCCAGGAAGAACAUGAUUAUUUUGAGUACUUUUUUCCAUCAAAGACAACUGGGAACCGCUCCCACAUACUGCUCCUGAAAGGGGUCCCAGGCAUAGGGAAGACAAUGAUGCUGACGAAGUUAAUGCUGGCCUGGGCGGAAGGCAAAAUCUAUCAGAAUAAAUUCACAUACGUCUUCUACUUCUGCUGCCAAGAAGUGAAGCCACUGACAACAAGUCUGUCUGAACUAAUCUCAAGAGAGUGGCCUAACCCCUCAGCUCCCAUAGCAGAGAUCAUGUCCCAACCUGAGAAACUCCUGUUCAUCAUCGACAGCUUUGAAUGGCUGAGAUGCGAUUUGACUGAGCCAGAGUCAGAGCUGUGCACUGAUUGGAUAGAGGAGCGGCCAAUGAAGACACUGCUGAGCAGUUUGUUCAGAAGGAAGAUACUCCCAGAGUCCUCUCUGCUCAUCGCCGGUACCCCAGAGAGCCUUCAGACACUGGAGAAUAAGUUCGAGAACCCAGAAAUCAGAACCAUCAUAGGGUUUGAUGAGAGCAAUAGGAAGCUGUUUUUCCGCUGUUUGUUUCCAGAUAAAUACAGAGCUCAGGAAGCUUACGGUUUUGUGAGAGAGAACGAGCAGCUGUUCACUAUCUGCCAGAUCCCCCUGCUCUGCUGGGUGGUAGCCAUGUGUCUGAAGCAAGAGAUGGAAAAGGGGAAUGACCUGACCCCCAUCUGCCGAAGCACCACCUCCCUGUAUGUCGCUUACAUCUUGAACUUGUUCCUUCCCAGAGGCACUUGUUACCCAAGUAAGAAGAGCCAAGAGCAACUGCAGGGCCUGUGCUCCCUGGCUGCCGAGGGCCUGUGGACUGACACAUUUGUGUUUAGCGAGGAGGCUCUCAGGAGAAACGGAUUGGUUGACUCUGAUGUCCCCGUAUUGCUGAACAUCAAGAUUCUUGUAAAGAGCAGGGAAUCGGAGAACUCCUACACAUUUCUUCACCCGUCUGUCCAGGAGUUCUGUGCUGCUGUGUUUUAUCUCCUGAAGAGGCACGUGGACCACCCUAGCACUGAUGUUAAAUGCAUAGACAUACUCCUGAUUAUGUUUCUAAAGAAAGCACAAGCACGGUGGAUUUUUGUGGGGUGUUUCAUAUUUGGCCUUUUACAUGAAAUAGAACAAGAAAAGCUACGGGUGUUUUUUGGCUGCCAGAUAUCCAAGGAGAGAAAGCAGCAGCUUCACCAGUGCCUGGAGACCUUAAGUAAGAGCGAAGAGCUUUGGGAGCAGGUAGACUGCCUGAAGUUGUUUUACUGUCUGUUUGAGCUGCGCAAUGAAGCCUUUGUCAUUCAAGCGAUGGACUUGAUUCAAGAAGUGAAGUUUGAGAUCAAGGAUAACUCAGAUUUGAUAGUUUCUGCCUACUGCUUAAAACACUGCACUGCACUGAAGAAACUUUCGAUUUCAGUACGUGAUAUCCUCCGGGGAGAUCAAGCACCCAAAUCGAUGGCAAAUAGACUCAUCUGUUGGCAUCAGAUAUGUUCUGUACUCACAACCAAUGAGAACCUCCAGGUGCUGCAGGUGAAGAACAGUGGCCUCAAUGAGUCGGCCUUUAUGAUCCUGUAUAACCAGCUGAGGCAUCCCAACUGUCCCCUUCAAGUCCUUGAGAUAAACAAUGUUUCCUUCUUCUGUGAUAACCACCUGUUCUUUGAGGUGUUCCUCCAGAACCCUAAUUUGAAGCAUUUGAACCUCAGCCUCACAGUCCUUUCACACAGUGAUGUGAAACUGCUCUGUGAUGUCUUGAACCAUCCAGAGAGCAACAUAGAAAAGUUACUGCUGACCGACUGUAACCUCUCCUCCAGUGACUUUGAGAUCUUUGCCCCAGUCCUGAUCAGCAACAAGACGCUGAAGCAUCUUAAUAUUGGAUCCAACCACUUGGACAAAGGGAUACAGUCACUGUGCCAGUCUUUAUGCAGCCAAAACUGUAUCCUCAAGUUCCUGGUGUUGGCCAACUGUCACCUCAGUGACAACAGUUGGGGAUACAUCCGUGAAGUUCUUCUGACAAACAAAACCCUGAGCCACCUAGACCUCAGUUCUAAUUCCCUCAAGGAUGAAGGACUGAAGAUUCUCUGUGAAGCCCUGAGUCUCCCCGAAAGUGGCCUGAAAUCACUGUGUUUGAGAAACUGUCUCAUCACUGCUAGUGGCUGCCAAGACCUGGCUGCAGUCCUCCGCAGCAAUGGCAACCUGAGAAGUCUGCAGAUCUCAGAAAAUAAGGUAAAGGAUGCUGGUGUAAAGCUGCUGUGUGACGCUGUGAAGCAUCCCAACUGCCACCUAGAGAACCUAGGUCUGGAGGCCUGUGAGCUAACUGGUGCCUGCUGUGAGGACCUAGCUUCUGCUUUUACCCAGAGUGAGACCCUGUGGGGACUUAACCUGUUGGAGAACACCUUGGACAGCAGUGGGGUGAUUGUGCUGUGUGAGGCCCUGAAACAGCCAAAGUGUAACCUGCAUGUACUUGGCCUGAGAGUAACUGACUUUGAUGAGGAAACCCAAGCAUUUCUGAUCGCUGAGGAAGAGAGAAAUCCCUACUUAACAAUCAUAAGCAAUGUGUAA